UUUUCUUUUCUCUUUUUUCCUUAUAACUCUCUCUCUCUCUCUCUCUCUCUCUCUCACACACACACACACACACACACACUUCACACUUCACACUUAAUUCAAUAUGGACAACAUCAAGCACAGUCAUGUUGAAGUGAAGGGACUGAAGCUCCAUGUAGCUGAGAUUGGAACAGGUGAAAAGGUAGUUGUAUUCUUACAUGGAUUUCCAGAAAUAUGGUAUACAUGGAGAUACCAAAUGAUUGCUGUUGCAAAUGCUGGUUACCGUGCUAUUGCCUUUGAUUUUAGAGGAUAUGGACUUUCUGAUCAUCCAGCUGAGCCAGAAAAAGCAACUUUAAUGGACCUUGUUGAUGAAAUUAAGGAUCUUUUAGAUUCAUUAGGCAUCACCAAGGCUGUCCUUAUUGGUAAGGACUUUGGUGCCAUACCAGCAUAUCUUGUAGCUGCUGUCCAUCCAGAAAAAGUAGCUUCUGUCAUAACUUUAGGCAUUCCUUUCAUGCUUCCUGGUCCUUCUGCUGUUCAGAAUCAUCUUCUCCCAAAAGGCUUCUAUAUUACUAGGUGGCAGGAGCCUGGAAGAGCAGAAGCAGAUUUCGGCCGCUUCGAUGUUAAGUCGGUUAUAAGGAACAUUUAUAUUCUGUUUUCUAGAAGUGAGGUGCCAGUAGCAGGUGAUGAUCAAGAAAUCAUGGACUUGUUUAAUCCAUCUAUUCCCCUCCCACCAUGGUUCUCUGAGGAAGACUUGGAAGCUUAUGCAUCACUAUAUGAAAAUUCUGGUUUUAGAUUUGCAUUGCAGGUUCCGUACAGGUCUCUCACAGUGGAAAAUGGGCUAACUGAUCCAAAAGUGAAUGUUCCUGCAUUGCUGAUCAUGGGUGAAAAAGACUAUUGCCUCAAGUUUCCUGGCAUGGAAGAGUACAUCCGAACCGGGACGGUGAAACAUUUUGUGCCAGACUUGGAAACCAUAUAUAUUCCAGAAGGAAGCCAUUUUGUGCAUGAACAAUUUCCAGAGAAGGUGAACAACCUCAUCAUUGAAUUCCUUGACAAACAAAGUAUCUGAUUGUGAUUGUGGUAGUAGUGGAGGCUAAGAGUCUCAUGCUUAAUGUUUCUUGUGCUUUGUGUGGUGUGAUUUCUAUUGUAUGGUACCUCCCAUUUCAAUAUGUAAUUUGAGCAAGAACUAUGAAUGAUUUUAUUCUACAAUAACAAACAUAGUCUACAAUGAGAUUUUUUCUUUAAAAAUGCAAA
Molecule: messenger RNA, 1230 nt
Organism: Cicer arietinum (chickpea)
Lineage: Eukaryota; Viridiplantae; Streptophyta; Magnoliopsida; Fabales; Fabaceae
Product: epoxide hydrolase 3-like
Molecular function (GO): catalytic activity
Source: RefSeq, a predicted model, not a curated record